Trichogramma pretiosum is the source of this 1191-nucleotide messenger RNA. RefSeq lists its product as uncharacterized. Gene Ontology annotation, biological process: sensory perception of taste. The transcript is spliced from 2 exons. The coding region runs from base 1 to 1191 and encodes 396 amino acids. NCBI's taxonomy places the organism in Eukaryota, Metazoa, Arthropoda, Insecta, Hymenoptera, Trichogrammatidae. The record is from RefSeq and is a predicted model, not a curated record. Gene Ontology annotation, cellular component: dendrite; axon; neuronal cell body.
AUGAACAGUAGUUUUUUGAAGAAUCUUAACUUUCCAAAAGUUAAAAGCUCUCAAGAAUUAUUAAAGCCUCUAUUUUUUUUAUACAAAUGCCAUGGAAUGUUUCCCUAUAAAAUUCGAAAAGAUCAGAUCACAAUAUCCAAGUUUAAUCUCGCUUACUCUUUAUUAAUUUCUAUUGGCUCAAUAAUUUUGUAUAUCAUAAUAAUGUAUCAAUGUCACGUUUCCAAUGGCAUAGAAUUCGAUACUGUCGAGGGGCUUUUACAAUUUGAUUCUUACUUUGCCUUGGCUACUUUCAUUUUGAUAGCAACGAGCUGCAAAAGCAAAAGUAUGUUAACAUUUUUGAAGAAAUUUCUUGAAGUUUCAUCGAUGCUAAACGAAAAUGAUCUGAAACAAUUGGCCAUAAUAAUUUAUUUGAAAGAUGCAGUAGGAUUUUUCUUUCUCAUUGGACAAGUGCCAAAUACGUAUUCAAAAAUACCUGCUCAAAUGCUUGGUAAAAUUUAUGGAGAAUUAAUAACUCUUAUAGUUUUUUUGAGUAACAGUCAAUACAGCAACUAUAUAUUGAUAUUAAAAAGAUGCUUCAGUCGCAUUAACAACGAUUUAGAAAGUAUAGUAUACAGCAAUAAUUAUGGCCAUCUCGAUCCAAUCAAGUCGGUAAUGAAACCGUUACAGGUGAAACAUUUACAGCUGAUUAAAUUGAGAAUAAUUCAACAAAAACAUCACAAGGUUUGUACCGUAAUGAGACUUUUGAAUUCGGUCUUUGCAUUGCCCGUAAUAGCCACGGUUAUCAUGACAUUCGCCGAAACGACGUUUGGCUUGUACUUUUUUCUGCUGCUCAAUCAAGGCAAAAAAAGCAUCGAUCUUGAAAAGCAAAUAUGGUACAAUUAUUUUCUAACGUCAGUCACUUAUCACUUCCUCAAACUGACGAUUUUAAUCUGGAUUUGUCAAGAAACUAAAAAUGAAGCGUCAAAAACCGGGAUUAUCGUUCACAAUAUCAUACUGCGCACCGAUAACGAAGAGCUGCGCGCCGAGUUGAACAUGUUUUCGCUACAUCUGCUGCAAUCGCCCAACGAAUUUUCGUCAAAAUGCAUAAAGAUGGAUGCGCAACUCAUAACUGCGGUCGUCAGCGGCAUAACUACGUAUUUGCUCAUAUUAAUGCAAUUUCUAAAGAUGAAAGUCGAACCGCGCGCAUCCUAA